UUUUACAGCUGAAUUUGUGUCGUUUAAUAAAUUUCUUUGUUUUUCUAGCAUAUUAAUUUUUUAAAGAAUUUUUGGCGGAAUUCCUUUUUCAUGUAUAAACUACUUAUAGUCAACAAAGUGCAUCCGAAAUCUUAAAGCAACUUUUGGCGUAUUAUAAAAGAAACUUUAAGGCAAUUUCUGAACGUGAACGGAUGCAGAUAGACAACAGUAUAAGAUGGAUGAUUGCUGCAGUAAUGAAAUGCGCAGUCAAACCUUCCAUAAUGUGUUAAAAUCAGUAUUAGAUUCGAAGGUUGUCAACAUCCAAGUCUUUACCGUGGCCGUUGGUAUCCUAUUUAUUGUAAUUCUACUAAAGAAUCGUUUUCGCAGUUUCUGUGGCACUUAACUAAACAAUAGCGCAAUAAGGACUGGAGUUCUGUGGUGAUGUUUAAAACUGGACAUGUAGUAACUUAAUAAAUUAAGAUUCAAUAUAAAAAUCUAAAUUAAAAA
This is a messenger RNA of Bactrocera tryoni, 486 nucleotides long. RefSeq lists its product as uncharacterized. The transcript has a single exon. The coding region runs from base 215 to 382 and encodes 55 amino acids. NCBI's taxonomy places the organism in Eukaryota, Metazoa, Arthropoda, Insecta, Diptera, Tephritidae. The record is from RefSeq and is a predicted model, not a curated record.